Molecule: messenger RNA, 1872 nt
Organism: Gastrolobium bilobum
Lineage: Eukaryota; Viridiplantae; Streptophyta; Magnoliopsida; Fabales; Fabaceae
Product: exocyst complex component EXO70C1-like
Exons: 1
Coding region: 1-1872 (623 amino acids)
Biological process (GO): exocytosis
Cellular component (GO): exocyst
Molecular function (GO): phosphatidylinositol-4,5-bisphosphate binding
Source: RefSeq, a predicted model, not a curated record
AUGGAUAAGUCCUCCAGCUUCUCAUCAAGAAAUAAUAGUAGUAAUGUUGGAAAGGAGGCCCUCCCACAGGUUCUGGAGGAGGUGGAUCGUUUUCUCGACAACAACAACGCCGCCACUCCUAUGGUCAGGGAAGUAGUUCCCGAUUGUGUUCUUUUGUUAUCCAAUUUGUUGGAUUCUAUGGUGGAUAAAUACAACAUCAACAUCAACAUGGGGAGACACAUGACUAUAAGUAAGUUUGGGCAUGACCCAGAGGAUGAAAAGUCCUUUCUAGAUGCUGUGGAUCGAAUCUCCAAGCUCUGCACCACUUUGAGUUGUUCCUCUGCCUUGGACAAAACUAGCUCCGUCCUACAAAAAGCAAUGUCUUUCUUGGAGAAAGACCUCUGCGCUCUUCUGCAAGAUCCCAAACACAAACAUCAAUCCAAAACACACAACAAGUCAUCCUCCUUUGGUUCUCUUCAGGACUCCGAUUUGUGUGCCAAUAUUCAUAGCGAGUCCCCUGCCGCCUCUUUCAACGAUCAUGAUCAGAAUGAAGACUUCCCAUCUUUCUCUAAAGAAAAACUUUCCAUUUUGAACAAGAUCGCCACCGCCAUGAUCCUCUCCGGUUAUCAAACAGAGUGUUGCAUGGCUUUUGCCCAUUUCAGACGAAGCGCUUUCAAAACUGUGUUGCAAAGCUUUGGAUACGCAAAUGUAACAAUGGAAGACAUUCAUCGAAUGCAAUGGGAAUCGCUGGAAGGAGAAAUUAUGACGUGGAACAAAGUGGUUCGACAUUGCACCACGGUGCUCUUCAACGCCGAGCGAAGGCUGUAUGAAUCCGUGUUCCCGAAUCAACCCUCCAUAUCUCAGACUCUGUUCAGUGAUAUUGCACGGGCCGUCAUCAUCCAUUUUCUGACUUUCGCACAAGGUGUGGCUUUAACGAAACCAUCAGCGGAGAAACUAUUCAAGUUCCUAGAUAUGUACGAGACCCUGAGGGAAGUGGAGGUUGGCGUUAUUGAUGUGGAGGAGUUAGCAUACGAGACAGCAACAACAAAGGAUAGGAUUGUAGAGGUUGUCGUUGCCAUGUUCUCUGAUUUGGAAAACUCCAUCAAGAGUGAUAAUGAAAGGGUUCCUGUCCCCAACGGUGCUGUUCAUCCGUUGACUCGUUAUGUCAUGAAUUAUCUCAAGUAUGCAUGCGAGUAUAAAGAUACGUUGGAGCAUGUGUUUCAGCAAUGCCUUAAUGUUGAGGGAAUGAGGAUGAUUCGGACUCAGAUACUACAAAACGAAAACAUAGAGGAUGAUGGGACGCCCAAGAAUUCACCUUUUGCGGUUCAGUUAAUGACAAUCAUGAACAUUUUGGAUGCAAAUGUUGAAAAGAAGUCAAAGCUAUAUAGGGAUCCAGCUUUGCGGUAUGUUUUUCUAAUGAACAAUGGGAGAUACAUGGUGCAGAAGAUCAAAGGGUGCGCGGAGCUUCACGAAUCCAUGGGUGACAAUUGGUGCAGGAGGAGGCAAUCGGGACUGAGAUUGUACCAUAAGAAUUAUCAGAGGGAGACGUGGAGUAAGGUGCUGCGGUGCCUUAACCCGGAGGGUAGUGGGAACAAGGUUUCAAAACAGGUUCUCAAGGAGUGGUUUAAGAGCUUCAAUGCCAUGUUUGAAGAGAUACACAGGACGCAGAGUACUUGGAUGGUGAGUGACGAGCAACUUCAGUCCGAACUCAGGGUUUCAAUAUCUGCUUUGGUCAUCCCUGCCUACCGCUCCUUUCUUGGAAGAUUCAAACACCAUCUUGAAUUAGGUAGACAUGUUGACAAGUAUAUCAAGUAUCAUCCCGAGGACAUUGAGAUUUUGAUUGACGAUUUCUUUGAUGGAAAUGCUACCUCCAUGGCCCGAAGGAGAACCUGA